Messenger RNA from Miscanthus lutarioriparius, 282 nucleotides. NCBI's taxonomy places the organism in Eukaryota, Viridiplantae, Streptophyta, Magnoliopsida, Poales, Poaceae. The record is from the annotation of a GenBank genome assembly.
AUGUUGACAAUAUUCAUAGCCUAUGACACCUCCGAAGCUGUUCUCCUAGCGACGGCGGCGGCCACGGCCGCGGUGUCGACGGAGGUGCCCGGGGUGAUGAAGGCAUGGGUGUACCACGCGUACGGGGACGCCGGCGUGCUCAAGCUCGACGAGGCCGCGGCUGUGCCGGCCCUGGCCGAGGACCAGGUGCUCGUCAAGGUCGUCGCCGCGGCGCUCAACCCCGUCGAUGCCAAGCGACGGGCCGGCAAGUUCCAGGCCACCGACUCCCCUCUCCCGGUCUGA